GCGGCCGAGGCGCCGCCAUUCCCGGGUCUUCUACCGUUUCCUCGGGCUCGCUGCAACGCUGACGGGCGCGAAACCAUGACCGACUCCACGGGACAGCGCGCUCGCCUCCGGUGCUACCCCGCGCUCCCGGUGUGGGUGGUGGAGGAUCAUCAGGAGGUUCUUCCUUUUAUAUACCGGGCCAUAGGCGCGAAGCAUCUUCCUGCCAGUAAUAUAAGUUUUUUACAUUUUGACUCACAUCCAGACCUCCUUAUUCCUGUGAAUAUGCCAGCAGACACCGUGUUUGAUAAGGAAACACUCUUUGGAGAAUUAAGUAUUGAAAAUUGGAUUAUGCCUGCAGUUUAUGCUGGCCAUUUUUCUCAUGUGAUAUGGCUUCAUCCCACAUGGGCUCAGCAAAUCAGAGAGGGCAAACACCACUUUUUAGUAGGCAAAGAUACUUCUACCACAACUAUCAGGGUUACAAGUACAGAUUAUUACUUCCUAAGUGAUGGUCUUUAUGUACCUGAAGACCAGCUAGAGAACCAAAAACCUUUACAAUUGGAUGUAAUUAUGGUAAAACCUUAUAAACUCUGUAACAAUCAAGAAAAUGAUGCAGUGUCUUCUGCUAAGAAGCCAAAGCUAGCACUGGAAGAUUCGGAAAACACUGCCUCUACUAACUGUGACUCUUAUUCAGAAGGACUGAAAAAGGACACAGUGACACAGAGAAGUGGCCAAACUUGCCUAGAACCAUCAUGUUCAUGUUCUUCUGAAAGUCAGGGAUGCCAGACCACAGUCAACACUGGGGAAAUUCUGGAAAUUUUGAAGAAAGGAGAUGCAUUUGUAUUAGAUAUUGAUUUGGAUUUUUUUUCAGUCAAGAAUCCCUUUAAAGAAAUGUUCACGCAGGAAGAAUACAAUAUCUUGCAAAAGCUGUAUCAAUUUAAAAAGCCUGGAGCGAACCUAACAGAGGAAGAGUUGGUAGAUAUUGUCGAUACUCGAAUUCAUCAGUUAGAAGAUUUAGAAGCUACUUUUGCUGAUUUAUGUGAUGCUGAUGAUGAAGAAACUGUUCAGAGAUGGGCUUCAAACCCUGGAAUGGAGUCACUAGUUCCACUUGUGCAGAGUUUGAAAAAACGGAUGGAAGUGCCAGACUAUGAAAUGGUUCACCAGGCUGGUCUAACCUGUGAUUAUUCAGAACUUCCUCACCAUAUCAGCACAGAACAAGAAAUAGAGUAUCUUAUUCAGUCUGUGUAUUAUUUAUUAAAAAAUUUACCAAAACCUACUCUUGUGACAAUCGCAAGGUCAAGUAUGGAUGAUUACUGUCCUCCUGAGCAAGUUGAUGCCAUUCAAGAAAAGGUCCUUAGUGUGCUACACUCCCUCUAUGGGACUCUAGACAUUCACCUGGUAUAUUCAGAAUCUUCUCCAUCUUGAAACAAACAAAACCAUAAAGUUUUAUUACAUGUUGGUAUAGUAACAAAGUUUUCAUUAAUUUAUUUGUAAAUGCAUCUUACAGAGAACACUGUUUUAUGUUAACUUUCAAUUGAAAUCUUCCAGGUAUUUUGAAUCUCCAAACAAAUAUCAUCAGUUGUUGAAUGAUGACAGUUUUUUUGUUUUUUUGUUUUUUUUUUUAAAGAUGACCGGUAAGGGGAUCUUAACCCUUGACUUGGUGUCGUCAGCACCACGCUCAGCCAGUGAGCAAACCGGCCAUCCCUGUAUGGGAUCCGAACCCGGGGCCUUGGUGUUAUCAGCACCACACUCUCCCGAGUGAGUCACAGGCCAGCCCGAAUGAUGACAGUUUUUUUGUCAUCAAGUCUAAUACCCCCAAUUGAUGGAACUGUUGCUUGUUUUUCUUCCCUUUCAUCAAUCUUUUUUCGGUGAGGAUUUUUUUUUCCUUUUUUCCUCCUAGUUCGACUGGACUAUUUGAGAUUCAUUCAUACAUUUAUUGGUUCAGUCAACCAACUGAUAUUUAUUGAACACUUACAUGUGCCAGACAUUAUUAAGUACUGAGUGUAUGGCAAUGAACAGAAUAGACAAGGUCCCUGCCCUCUUGGGGGAGACAGAUAAGAAACAAAUUAUGGAUUGUGAGAAGUGUUAUGAAGGAAAGGACAACCACAAACAUGUCAGGCAUGGUAGUACUCAGGACACCCUGGCCUUAUAGGAAAGUAAUAGUCUCAAAAGCUACUACCAAAAAAAAAAACACUUGCUAGUCCAUGAAAAUGUUGCAGGAAGUCUACCUUUCCAACACUGUUGGCAUUGUGUCCUAGUGCUUGCCAAAUGCUUUGCAGCAUUAUUAGUAUUAAGGAGGUCUGGUUAAGUAAACUUGACCAAACAAAAAUUAUUAUUAUUAUUUUUUUUUUUUUACCAAUCACAAAAGCCCUUCAGCUUUUUUUUUUUUUUUUUUUUUUUUUUGCCUCCCCACAGGUGGUCAUUGUGGGCAUCAAUUACCAUUACAGUUCCUAAAUGUCACUUUAUUUGCAGACUGGAUUGAUCCUUUUUUUCAAACAAACCAGCUUUUUAUAUAAACAGGAGAGGAAAAAGUUAAGUCUUUAAUUCUGAUCUGCCGUAAAUAUCCAAGGACAUAACUGUCUUCCACCAGCUUCCUCAUGAGUAAGGCACCCUUCCUGACUUGCUCUUAAUCAUGGAACUUUUCAUUUUCUCAGUUUUCCAAAGUCUUCAACUCUUCAGUAUCCCUUUCAUUUGGGAAUCAUUUUAACCACCUACUUAUUUUCUUUUCCUUUAAAAGGUAAAAUGUCAUUUAAAGAGAUAAACAAAGAAUACCCAUUAUUUAGUCCUAACACAGCAGUUUUUUUCAUUUUUGCAUGUAACUUUCAUGCUUGUCCACAUGGGUAACUGUAGAGUUGCAUGAAGCUAAAAUUAUAGUGUGUUACCUUUGUGUGGCUAACAUCCAAGGACAUAUUACCAUCGCCUCUCAGUAGGUGGCACCAGACCCUGUUUUUCCAGUGAUUCUAUUUUUUGGUGAAUUUUUCUUGUUACCAGUUUGAUUUCCCAACUCUGAUAGUAUGUAUGCUUAUUUGUGUUGUGAAAAGCAAAGCAAAGUGAUUCAGAUUUCCGUUUUGAUAGAACAUUACAUGCCAAAAAGGUUUAUUUUCUCUGUAAAAUCAGAAUUGCAAAAUUGUGCUAUUU
Molecule: messenger RNA, 3114 nt
Organism: Cynocephalus volans (Philippine flying lemur)
Lineage: Eukaryota; Metazoa; Chordata; Mammalia; Dermoptera; Cynocephalidae
Gene: C2H5orf22
Product: chromosome 2 C5orf22 homolog
Exons: 9
Coding region: 76-1401 (441 amino acids)
Source: RefSeq, a predicted model, not a curated record